UUUCAGUCAUAUUUUGAAACAUUUAUUACGUGAUCAUAAAGAUAAUAUUUAAAAAUAUAAUAUCAUUAUUAAAUAGUUCCAUUUCGGGAUUGCCGUUUUUUUCGGCUGUGUAAAUUAUCAGUGAUAGUGCGUGAAGAGUCGCAUAAAUGAAUGAUGUCGUUGAGGUCGAAGGUAUUAGCUUUACUGGAGGUAUUUUUACGAGUUCCACCGCUCUUUGUGGUGGAUGAGUUCCUGAAGAUCAGCUUGGGGCUGCCGGUGUCGAGCGGCGAAGAGGUGCUGGUGCUCAGCAACGUGACGGUGGAUCACGUAGACGUACCAGAAUCAGAUGGAAAUUACUACGAUGCUAACUUUUACAAUGCAUUCUUCUUCACUUUCUUCAAAUUCGUCGUGUGUUGCUUAGGAUGCAUGUCUUCGCUCUGCGUGUUCGUGCUAUACACGAAGCAUCUUAUCAUCGUGUACCUGUACAUCAUCUCGCUCGGCAUUGUCUUCAUCUCCUACUGGGUCAACGUGUCAGCCAUCAAGCAGAUUCAGACACUGACUCAAGCUGUCGCCUCCGCCCAGCCCUCAGCUAGCAUACUCGAAGACAUUCUCAAUCUAAACGUGAAGAAUCUACUCGAUCUCGACGGCCCCGGCUUUCUAGUCAUUCAGAACUUUGUCAUGCAAUAUAGUCUAUCGUAUCUCUUCAAGAAUGUCCAUCUUGGACCCCACCACCAGACGAUACAGAAGAUGCUGCCUCUCAGUUUCAUGGCGCCGUCGUUCCUAGCAAUGCUUCCCGUGCCGCCGAGUUUCCUGCAUCACUCACCGGUCUUUUCUACGCUGUUGCCACUCUUCCUCAUCAACUACGUCCUCUGGUACUCCGCCUACACCAUAGUCCAAGUCAUCUAUACGGGCUACCAGCACGGCAGGCUCUUUGUCAGCAACUACGGCCUGUCAGCGUUGGUCGAGACAGAGUGGAUGCGACUCAAUGUACCUUGCGUAUUGAGGGUGUUUUGGGUAUUGAGAGUGGCCGAACAAGCGAUACUGCUCCUUGUGGACAACUACGAAGACGAUACCGAGGAGGCUCUUAAAGUUUCAACUCUCCUGGCUGUCCAGUCUCUCGCAUCUAUGGCAAAAUCUUUGCUAGUGACGGGAUGCGAAACGAUAACGGCCGUGCUUGGAAUGACGUCGGUGAUAUCUUUCUUCUGUCAUUACAUUGGCAACUUCUUCCAAUGGAUUUUACUAACUGAUGAAGAGGAAGAUAAAAGUAUAGGCACCGUAUCGGCAAUACUGUUUUACAUACUAGCACUUCAGACCGGAUUAACGUCAUUAAACCCUGAGAAAAGGUUCAUAAGAUUGUGUCGGAACUUCUGCCUGCUCUUUACCGCGCUGCUGCAUUUUUUGCAUAAUAUAGUAAAUCCUAUCUUGAUGUCUCUGAGUGCCUCGCAUAAUCCCAGUACUCACCGACACGUCCGCGCCCUUGGAGUGUGUGCGUUUCUCAUUCUCUUCCCUAUAUCAUUAUUGGUGUAUCUCUGGUCCCAACAUUCCGUCUCUACUUGGUUGCUUGCCGUUAGCGCUUUCAGCAUAGAAGUGGUUGUCAAAGUGGUCGUUAGUCUAAUGAUAUACUCUUUGUUCCUAAUCGACGCAUAUAGAAGUACAUUCUGGGAGCAGUUGGACGAUUACGUUUAUUACAUUCGCGCCUUCGGUAACACAAUAGAAUUCUGCUUCGGGAUCUUUCUGUUCUUCAACGGAGCAUGGAUUUUACUCUUCGAGUCGGGUGGCGCGAUUCGUGCGGUUAUGAUGUGUAUUCACGCGUACUUCAACAUCUGGUGCGAGGCGCGUGCCGGCUGGUCGGUAUUUAUGAAGCGACGGACUGCGGUCAACAAGAUCAACUCGCUGCGGGAAGCUUCCUCCGAUCAGUUGAACCAGCUGGACGACGUAUGCGCGAUAUGCUACCAGGAAAUGCACUCGGCAAAGAUAACACGCUGCAACCAUUACUUCCAUGGCGUCUGCCUCAGGAAAUGGCUCUAUGUUCAGGACAGGUGUCCAUUGUGCCACGAUAUAUUAUACAAGAUUGAAAACGACCCGAAAGAUAAUAAUUCGGAGGCCGGCAACGAGGAGAACAGCAACAAUCAGAACCUCCUCCUUGAAGAGGAGCCCGAUUUGUUGCCAGGCGACGGCGUAAGGUGACUGAACAACGAGCACUUGCAAAACCUUGAUUAAAUGUAAUUAAUAAUGAGUCUUAGAAUCCGAGUUUUUUCAGUGGUAAUUUUAUUUUUGUAUAGUAAGUUAUUUGUUUUUUUUCUAUAUAUACAUUAUAUAACGAAAUCGGUUGGCUACUUGUGAUUUGAAGUUUAAAUUUUGUAUUGUGACGUGUGGGUACAUAUACUGUGCGACAUCUGUUAGGUUUUAAGUUAGUCUCGCGUAGUCCUGUUUAUCUUUAUUGCUGUCUAAAGGAAUGUUCACAUUAUUU
Molecule: messenger RNA, 2449 nt
Organism: Papilio xuthus (Asian swallowtail)
Lineage: Eukaryota; Metazoa; Arthropoda; Insecta; Lepidoptera; Papilionidae
Gene: Trc8
Product: TRC8 ring finger protein
Exons: 2
Coding region: 151-2166 (671 amino acids)
Biological process (GO): proteasome-mediated ubiquitin-dependent protein catabolic process; ERAD pathway
Cellular component (GO): endomembrane system; Derlin-1 retrotranslocation complex
Molecular function (GO): ubiquitin protein ligase activity
Source: RefSeq, a predicted model, not a curated record